AUGCUGUCCGCCGUGAUACGCAUCGCACGCAGCCCCUGGGUCCUUGCUGCUGCCUAUCUGCCCAGACUAUGGACCCAAGUGCUACGCCUGGCGCGUUUUGUCCGGGUUAGGCCGCCGUCUGAGGCCCUUGGGACCAGCACUACAACGAUCGACGGGCGACAGGCCGGACCUGUCGCCUCUACCCACCAGGCCUUCCCGGCCACCGAGGACCAGCUGAACGAGAUCCGGAAACGGUUCAUCGAGUCCAUCGAUCCCGAUGCCGUCUGCGCCCUGGCUUCUCGAUUGAACCACGGAAAGCCGUGCCAGAUUGUGAGAAAGGCUCGUGGCAGCUUCAACAUCUGCUUCUUUGUCGAGUUUGGCCAUGAUGGGCCCAAAUGGAUCAUUCGAAUUCCCAUCGAGUCCUCGCUGGAGGAUCCGUGGACCAAGCUGCUCAGCGAAGUGGCCACGAUGCGACAUCUCCAGCGCAAUACGCGCAUACCCAUCCCGCACAUUCACGCCUACGGCCGUGGGGCCAAGCUGACCAGGGACGGCCAGCGGAGACAGAUGUUUGUCAUCCUGCACCUGGUCCUGGGCCAGCCGCUCGACAAAGAGCUCCUCACCUCGGCCACAGAGGAUGACCGGAGGCGAUUCUACUCGCAGCUGAUCGACGUCCUGGCCGACUUGAGGAAGCUCGAGUUCCCCAUGAUCGGCUCUCUUAUGCCCAACCCCGUCAGUGGCCAGGAGCCCGUCCUGGGCCCUGUCGUCUCCAUGUCGGCCGCCAUCAUCCAUCGACCCCUGCCGCCCAAAGCCUUUGCUACGGCAAAAGAAUACAUGGACUUCCAGUGCAACGUUGUGUCCGACUUUCUGCUGCCGCCGAUCAGCGACUGCAGCGUCCUCGAUGCCCGACACGAGGUCUUUACGCGGCACGGAAUUGAGCCCAUAUUUCAACGAGUCAUUGAUCCCCGCCUCAACGACGGGCCGUUUGUCCUCAACCAUCUGGACCUGCGCGGCCCCAACAUCAUCGUGGAUGAGAACUUGCGGAUCCAGGGCAUCAUCGACUGGGAGUUCACCAGCACGGUCCCGCUCCAGCUGUUCGCGCCGCCGUCGUGGAUUACCGGCUACGAUCCGAACAAGACGAACAAGCAGAUGCAUGCCGAGUUUCGCAAUGUCCUGGCCAGCAAGAAGGGCAGCGUGUACAGCCAGCUGCGGAGGGAAUGGUACAGCACCCUGGACACCGACAACGUCCGGAAAGACGUGGCCUUCUGGGUGUCCCACGCGAUACGGCGGCCAGCCAAGGUCACCGACAUUUUCUGCGACGUUCUCGCACCGAGGCUGUCGGGAAGGCCUCUCGACGACGUCGUGUCCGAGUUUUUCGACGAGAACCCAGAGGCUGAGCAAGAAGUGCAGCAGCGGCUGCAGCAGUGCGAGCGGUACCGCGAGUACCUGAAGGAGAACGGACUUUACGAGACGACCAGAGACAGGGCCCUGGCCGAGUCAAAGGCCGUGAAGAAGACAUGGGGGUGGUCGUCAUUUGCAAGCAGGUCGGGCAGCAAGCAAUGGUAG
Messenger RNA from Grosmannia clavigera kw1407, 1542 nucleotides. RefSeq lists its product as uncharacterized. The record is from RefSeq and is a predicted model, not a curated record. The transcript is spliced from 2 exons. Bases 1 to 1542 code for a protein of 513 amino acids. NCBI's taxonomy places the organism in Eukaryota, Fungi, Ascomycota, Sordariomycetes, Ophiostomatales, Ophiostomataceae.